Quercus robur (English oak) is the source of this 1032-nucleotide messenger RNA. Its product is annotated as ras-related protein RABA2a. NCBI's taxonomy places the organism in Eukaryota, Viridiplantae, Streptophyta, Magnoliopsida, Fagales, Fagaceae. The coding region runs from base 199 to 846 and encodes 215 amino acids. Gene Ontology annotation, molecular function: GTP binding; GTPase activity. The record is from RefSeq and is a predicted model, not a curated record. The transcript has 2 exons. Gene Ontology annotation, cellular component: endosome.
AUUUGAUUUUUCCAAUACUUCACUUCAACUUCUUCAACUUUCAACUUCUUUCCAUCCCCUUCUUCUUCUUCACUUUCUUCUUCUAUUUUUCUUCUUCAGAGAACAAUUCCUUAAACAACUUCUUGUAAUUUUAUUUUUUCAUUUCUUAUACAAAUUUUAGUUUUCUUCAAAGUUUGUAUUUUUUUUAGAGAGAAAAAGAUGGCUAGGAGAGCAGAUGAGGAGUACGAUUAUUUGUUCAAGGUUGUAUUAAUCGGCGAUUCUGGAGUUGGGAAAUCGAACUUGCUGUCCCGAUUCACUAGGAACGAGUUUUGUUUGGAAUCUAAGUCCACCAUUGGAGUCGAAUUUGCUACUCGUACCCUCCAGGUUGAGGGAAGAACUGUGAAAGCUCAGAUAUGGGAUACUGCAGGACAGGAGAGAUACCGAGCAAUAACAAGUGCUUACUAUAGGGGUGCCCUUGGAGCUCUUCUUGUGUACGAUGUGACUAAACCAACAACAUUUGAAAAUGUGAGCCGGUGGUUGAAGGAGCUCAGGGACCAUGCUGACUCCAACAUUGUGAUCAUGCUAAUCGGCAACAAGACUGAUUUGAAGCAUCUCCGAGCAGUUGCAACAGAGGAUGCCCAGGGUUAUGCUGAGAAAGAAGGCCUUUCGUUCAUUGAAACGUCUGCUCUUGAAGCAACAAAUGUUGAGAAGUCUUUCCAGACAAUUCUUGCAGAGAUUUACCGGAUAAUUAGUAAGAAGUCACUUUCCUCGGAUGAGCCAGGACCUGCUAGCAUCAAAGAAGGAAAGACCCUAGUAGUGGGGGGAUCAGAGGAAAAUACCAAGAAGCCUUGCUGCUCUUCUUCCUAGGGAUGGUUAUGAUUUAUAUAGAUUAUUUGUUUUCCCUCCUAUGCUUGUCCCCCUUCUUGUGGGUUGUUUCAUUUUUUGUUCUUUGUUUUAAAAAUAUGAUUAAACUGCAUUUUGUUGUGGCAUCAGGAUUUAUAAUGAUUUCUUUGUGGGUGCGCUUAAAGAGAUAUAUUUUAGGUUCUUUGCAAA